AGGAGAAACGAAGAAAGAACUAUAGUAUAGAAUUUAAAGGGGGAAGGAAGGUGAAGGUCAAACAGAAAUCUUUUAAAAUGAAUGUCACGCUGACAGCAAAGGGACUUCCAGCCGGACUUUUGAAAAGACAUUUGAGUAAUUUCACAAAGAGGUUCUUCCAGACAUCUUCCGCAAAUAUGGUUCAAGUAGGCGAUUCCGUACCCAAUGUAGAUCUCUUCGAGAAUCUACCGACAAAUAAAGUUAAUCUAACGGAGUUGUCACAGGGAAAAAAGGUGGUCUUGUUUGCUGUACCUGGAGCUUUUACACCCGGAUGUUCCAAAACUCAUUUGCCUGGCUAUGUAAGUAAAGCCGAUGAAAUGAAGAAACAAGGUAUUAGCGAAAUCGUGUGCGUUUCUGUCAAUGAUCCUUUCGUGAUGGCCGCCUGGGGAAAAGACCAAAAAACCGAAGGAAAAGUCCGAAUGCUGGCUGAUCCGUCAGCUUCUUUAGCUAAAGCGUUGGAUUUAACGGUUGAAAUUGGCCCAUUAGGCGGAGUAAGAAGCAAGAGGUACUCGAUGGUAAUUGAUAAUGGUAAAAUCACAUCUCUUCAAGUAGAGCCUGACGGCACUGGACUUUCCUGUUCGUUAGCUGAAGCUAUUAAGAUAUAAACUGUAUUUUUUGAUCUGAUGUAAUUUUGAAGAUGUAAACUUUAGUUGUCGUUGUCUUACAUACAUUCGUUAGUUUUGAAAUGAGAAUUCCAUUACUAAAUUACAAUAUUAUACUCUAUUCGCUAACUGUUUAAAAGUUUUAUAAAAGGGUCAAAUAUUAAAUAAUCUUAA
This is a messenger RNA of Phyllotreta striolata, 815 nucleotides long. The record is from the annotation of a GenBank genome assembly. NCBI's taxonomy places the organism in Eukaryota, Metazoa, Arthropoda, Insecta, Coleoptera, Chrysomelidae.